Hyaloperonospora brassicae is the source of this 390-nucleotide messenger RNA. The record is from the annotation of a GenBank genome assembly. NCBI's taxonomy places the organism in Eukaryota, Oomycota, Peronosporomycetes, Peronosporales, Peronosporaceae.
AUGGCGACCAAAGGCGUGUGGCAGCUCAACAAGGUGACGAUUCGGUACUGCCAACACGGCGGCAGUAGCCGCUACGUGCGGCAACUACUGAGCGACGAGCGCUUUCUCAAGUUUGUUGAGGAGAACCCGCAGGUGCAGUUCGAGACAGAGCUCAAAGGUGCACGCCACCCCAUUGUCAUUGGCGACUACGUGACGAAUGAGCGCAAGGUCUCGGACCUCAAGAACCAGGACAUUCCCUUCAUUAUGAAGCAGCUCGAGCGUCUACGCAACUCUAGUGGCCGCAAAAUGACGCACAUUAAGAAACCAGUGAUCUCGAAGCGUCCGACCAUCCAGGGAAUCUGGCAGCCAGACCUCGUGUUCCCAGAGUUCAAGAUCAGCGACCGUACAUAG